Molecule: messenger RNA, 3894 nt
Organism: Dichomitus squalens LYAD-421 SS1
Lineage: Eukaryota; Fungi; Basidiomycota; Agaricomycetes; Polyporales; Polyporaceae
Product: P-loop containing nucleoside triphosphate hydrolase protein
Exons: 11
Coding region: 1-3894 (1297 amino acids)
Biological process (GO): interstrand cross-link repair; double-strand break repair via synthesis-dependent strand annealing; replication fork reversal
Molecular function (GO): four-way junction helicase activity; four-way junction DNA binding; ATP binding
Source: RefSeq, a predicted model, not a curated record
AUGCCUAUGGACGAAGCCGCCCUUGCAAGCAUAGAUAGAGCCGCCGAGAUUGGAUACGCCCGUCAUGGCGCUCCUCCCUCAAAUCAGCCUAUUGCAGGACCCUCUAGAGUCGGCGGUCUCGCCCGCGUACCUUCCAAGACUACACAAAUGAAUCUAUUUGGAGAAGUCGCGCGCGAAGGGGAACCUCCAAAGGCUGCAGCACCGAGCCAUAGGACGUUUGAGCAGACUCGGUCCAAGCUGCGGCAGAUGCCACUUCCAGGACAGGCGAAGAGGACCAAACUGUGGGACCGGACCGCAUAUGCGAAGUCGGGCUGGAGGAAACCCAAGCCAGACCCGGAGAAGGAGAAGGGGAAGGGCCGUGGCAUGGAUGACGAGGACGACGAAGAGCCGAUCGAGUUUGAGCAGUUUCCAGCUCCAGCAAUAUCCGUCGGUCCGACGCCCACGAUAAAACUUGUCCCGGAUCGGUUAGCUGCGAAGUCCUGGAUAUAUCCCCUCAACAAACCGAAGCGCGAGUAUCAGUACAACAUCGUGAAGAACUGUCUCCUCGAGAAUACUUUGGUUGCGCUUCCAACUGGUCUCGGGAAAACGUUCAUCGCCGGAGUUGUUAUGCUCAAUUUUUACAAUUGGUUUCCUCAGGGAAAGGUGAUUUUCGUCGCCCCGACCAAGCCGCUCGUAGCCCAGCAAAUAGAUGCGUGCCAUCAGACUUGUGGCAUACCGGGUAGCGCAGCCGCGGAAAUGACUGGCAGUGUGCCCAUGGCCAAGCGUGCAAAUGCGUGGAAGACACAGAGAGUGUUCUACGCCACGCCGCAAACGUUCUUGAAUGACCUCAUCCGAGGUAUUGUCGACCCCCUCGAUAUUGUGCUGAUCGUGAUCGACGAGGCACACAGAGGCACGGGCGAUUAUGCCUAUGCACAGGUCGUGCGAUACAUGAUGCAGCACAACCCACACCACCGUAUACUCGCUCUAACUGCAACCCCAGGCGGCAAACCAGAAGUGGUCCAGGAGAUCGUCGACGCCUUACACAUCAGCCAUAUUGAAAUCCGCAGCGAGACUGACCCCGACCUCAAAAAGUACCUCCACACCAAACACGAGCAAGAGCACUUCGUUCAGAUGACCGAAGACAUUUGUGUACUUCGAGAUGCACUGUCGGCUAUGAUGGUGCCUCUCAUCAAGAAGAUCCAAGGUGCUGGGUUUCUGAAAAACGGAAACACGCAACCCACGAUGCUGCACCCAUAUCGAUGCCAGUCGACACUCGGAGAGAUGACGAAAGCUCGUGCUCCACACAAUGGGAUAUUUGGUAUGAAGCAGCCCCACAUGGAGAUGAGCAUCAACAUGUGCUACGGCUUCCUAAAGGGCAUCGCCGAGGGCGCCGACGACAGCAGUGGGAAGAAAGCUAUCCGGAAGUCCGACGCCUUCAAAAGCCUCAUGGCCAAGUUCGAAGAACAAGCCGCCCGUGGCUUGUCGAUGCACCCGAAGAUGGACGUCUUGCGCACCCUGCUGAUUGAUCACUUCGCUCAGCGAUUGCCCGACGACACCGAUGGAGGUGCGCGCGCUGGCGAAUCUCGCGCGAUGGUGUUUGUGUCUUUCCGUGAGUGCGUCGAGGAAAUCGUUGAGCUCCUGAACAAGGAGUCUCCGAUCAUCCGAGCCAAGCCCUUCAUCGGACAAGGGACGGACAAGCAGGGCAAGAAGGGGUAUGCCCAGAAGGAGCAACUCGAGGUCAUCGAACAGUUCAAGGCCGGCAAAUACAAUGUCCUUGUCUCAACUUCAAUCGGCGAGGAAGGUCUCGACAUCGGCGAAGUCGACCUCAUCGUUUGUUACGAUGCACAGAAGACACCUAUCCGCAUGUUACAACGCAUCGGACGAACGGGCCGUAAGGCGUCCGGCACUGUGCACAUCCUCCUCGCGCAAGGCCGAGAAGAGCAGAAUUGGCAAAAGGCACAGUCUAACUACGCCAAUGUCCAGCACUUCAUCGUACGCGCGUCAGACCUCGAGGUCUAUGGGGACGUCGACCGGCUCCUUCCCCCCGACAUUGAGCCCGAAUGCAGGGAGAUGGAGAUGGAGAUUGAGCCAUACAUCCGCGAGGAGCGCCCGUCCCGCAAGGGCUCCAAUGCGACCGGUUCGCCAAAGGGCCCGAAGCGGAAGCGCAACGAUGACCCCAUGCGUAACAUUCCGGCGGCGGCAGCGAAGGGCUUCGUUAGUGUGGCCGAGCUGCUCACAAAGGGCAGUGCGGCCCGCAAGAAGGCAACCCAGAAGCUGAGCAAGGUGGAUUGGGAGCAUGCGGACGAGGAUGACUCCGAUGACGAAGAUAUUGAGGCUGGUCUCUUCGCGCAGCCUCGGAGGGUGAAGUCGACAUCUGCGGCGGACUCGUCUAAGGGCAAAGGGAAGAAGGUCCUUGCUCGGAGUGCGACGGCGGCAGGGCCUAGGAAGAAAGCAUCAGGGCCGAAGAAGAAGGGCGCGCAGCAGACGACGCUGACACAGCUGGAUCUCGUCUCAAGUGACGACACGGACGAUGAGGCGAUUGAGCGAGGUUUGCCAUUACCCUCAAAGCCCGCCACCACAGCACACAAGCCCAAGGCAAGACAAUCUAGUACACCUCCAGUAUUCCGCUCCGCGAGAUUGAUCCUCGAGCGAUCGAGUUCACCGGAGAUACCUUUGAAGGACGUCGUUGGCAUCAUCGACCUUCCCGAUCCCGACCAGACACGCUCGGGCGCUGCGAUGCUGGACUCCUCUCCCGUUCAACGGUCGAAAAGGUCGUGCCUUAAGAUCCUAGAUUCUUCGCAUGAGCGUCCUCUCAAGCAAGGGCUUCUAUCGCGAAGCACCAGUGACCAGAGCCAGGAAAGCAGGCGGUCGCUACCUCCAGGGUCGUCAAACCCACCAGAGUGCUCUACUUCCCCAACUUCCUGCAGUGCCUCCGCAGAGAAACAGGCCCCAGGAGCCGACAGUAUGGCGUGGCUUAUCGAGGACGACGAGGAUCCCGACAUCCCUGAACUCUCUGCCGCACCUGGUCCUUCACGGCCGAUGGCCCCCGCUGGUUCAUUUUCCGAUGAGCCUCUCUUCCUGUCAUCUCCUGUGCGUGAGAUGUCCCCGCUCAGACUACCGUCUGAUGACUACGAGGUUGAAUUCGUAGACGAGCCCCACCCGAAACCAUCGUCUCGUCCAUCAGCCAGCAAUUCCAUCUCAUCGCCGAGGAGGUCAAUAACGUCUCGCAAGUCGGACAUGGGGCCUCCCGCGCUGCCGUCCAACCUUGUACCUGUCUCUCCAUCGCUCUCCGACGACUUGCCACCCGAGCCUUCUUUCGCUGUCAGACCUCCGGGCAAGCAAGCACGCAGACGAGUGGCAGGAGACGUUCUUGACCUAGAAUCCUCUCCUCUUGCGCCUCCUCCAGCAUCCCAACGUCGCUUGAAACAUGAGCGUCCCAAGUCACCCACCCCUCCCCCCGCUCAGCCGCUCAGGAAGAAGAAGCGCAAAUUUAAAGACACUGCAGAAGCCCAGCGACACAACCCCUGGAUCGACGUUGAGGCAACCCACUCGGGCGACGAAAUGAGCGUCGGGUCCUCACAGCCCGACCUCGACUAUAUCGUCCCUGACAGCGACGAUCACGCUUUUCUGGAGGAGCCAGCAGAGACGCAAGUGUCCCCGUCUUACGACCAAAGCGCCGUCUACCGUCGGAGCCUCAUGACGCAGGCUCCGGGAGGUGGCGGGCCCGUUUUUGCGAACAGACCCGCUAGACGCGGCCAGGCGGCACUGAGGCUAGAUCGCGGUGGGACGUCGAGAUAUCGGCGCGCAUUAACUCCGCCGUUACGAGACGAUGAGGACGAUUACGAGCGUGACAGCUUCGUAGUCGACGAUGAUGCAGAGAUUGCCUACACGCAGGCACCUUCAAGCGAUUUGUGA